AUGACUUCCAAGAAUGGUGUCCAUAUUGAAGCAGGCCCGGACACAGAAUCUUCUGCAGAUUCAUACAAUUUUACUAUUGGUCUAAGCGGUAAAGUCCGUAAACCAAGGUCGAAAGUAAGUAAAGCAUGCGAUAAUUGCAGGAAAAGAAAGAUAAAGUGCAAUGGAAAGUUUCCCUGUGCAAGCUGUGAAAUAUACUCAUGCGAAUGUACAUUCACGACUAGACAAGGUGGUAAUCGAAUAAAAAAUCUCCAAAAGGCUAAUUUGGAAGGCACAAUCGUGCAAGGUAAGGAGGAGACUGAUUCUAGUUCUACUCCUCUUCCCAAGCCUCAACCAUAUGCAAGCAGACCAUACGCAACGGAACAACCAGCGAAAUUUUCCGACAACUUUAACUUGGAUGGCCGUAAUAGUGCCGAUAAUAACGGUAGUGAUGGGAGGAAUGACGACGAUGUGAAUAGGAAUGGGUUUUACGAAGAUGAUAGCGACUCGCAGGCCACUUUGACGUCUUUACAAAAUACUUUGAAAAAUUUAAAGGAGAUGGCUCAUUUAGGUACCCACAUAACAUCAGCAAUCGAGAGCGUUGAGUCUCAGAUGAACGACCUGAUUAAACGCUGGGAACCCAAAGUAAGGGUAAAAGAUUUUGCGACGACCAAAUUUUACCCUAAUAAAUCAAUAGAGACUCAGUUAAUGAAAAAUAAGUACUGUGACGUGGUACAUUUAACAAGAUAUGCUGCUUGGUCCAAUAAUAAAAAGGACCAAGAUACUUCUAGCCAACCUCUGAUCGAUGAAAUCUUCGGUUUAUAUUCUCCUUUUCAAUUUUUGUCGCUUCAAGGUAUUGGUAAAUGUUUCCAAAAUUACAGAUCCAAAUCUAAAUGCGAAAUUUUCCCCAGAACUGCUAAAGAAACUAUAUAUAUCAUGUUAAGGUUUUUCGACGUUUGUUUUCAUCAUAUAAACCAAGGUUGUGUCUCCAUCGCUAAUCCCUUGGAAAAUUACCUACAAAAAAUGAAUCUCUUACCUUCAACACCUUCUUCCAUAUCCUCUGCAGGAAGCCCAAAUACAGCGCACACAAAGUCGCAUGUAGCAUUGGUGAUAAAUCAUUUACCUCAGCCCUUUGUGAAGAGAAUAACCGGAAUAAGUAAUGCUGAAUUGCUAAGUGAAAUGAAUAAUGAUACCAGCAUGUUUGGCAUUUUAUUGAAAAUGCUGCACCAGCAUAAGAAUUCAUAUCAGAACUUCUUGAUGGAAAUAACGUCCAACCCCCCUGUGCCUAAGAACACGCAUUCAAAGGAUGUUUUGGAGGAGCUUAUCCAUUAUUGUCAGGCUGGGGAGGCGCUCAUUGCCUUAUGCUACAGCUACUAUAAUUCAACAUUAUACAAUUAUGUGGACUUCACAUGCGACAUAACGCAUUUAGAACAACUUCUAUACUUUUUGGAUUUGCUAUUUUGGCUAUCGGAGGUAUACGGGUUUGAAAAAGUCUUGAAUGUAGCUGUUCAUUUUGUUUCCAGAGUUGGUUUGUCAAGGUGGGAAUUUUAUGUGGGUCUUGAUGAAACUUUUGCUGAAAGGAGAAGAAAUUUAUGGUGGAAAGCUUUUUAUUUCGAAAAAACUUUGGCAUCUAAAAUGGGCUAUCCUUCGAAUAUUGAUGACUCCAAAAUUAAUUGUUUAUUGCCUAAGGAUUUUCGAGAUGUUGGGUUUUUGGAUAACAGAGAUUUUAUCGAGAACGUUCACCUGGUUCAUAGAAACGAGGCUUUUGACAACAUGUCCAUAUCCAGCUUAAAAGACUAUGGGGAAUUAGCUGUUUUACAAAUUGUCAGCCACUUCUCAUCAUCUGUUUUAUUCAAUGAAAAAUUCACAUCAAUUAGAAAUACAUCAAAACCAUCUAUAGUUAGAGAAAAACUACUCUUUGAAGUGCUUGAGAUUUUUAAUGAAACAGAAAUGAAAUAUGACGCUAUCAAAAAGCAAACAGGAAAACUCUUUGAUAUUGCAUUUUCCAAAGAUACUUCUAAACUCAACGUGUCAAGAGAGGACAAAAUCAUCGCUUCAAGAUUUGUUUUAUUCUACGAACACCAUUUUUGCAGAAUGGUCAAUGAAUCCGAUAAUAUUGUGGCAAGAUUAUGUGUUCACCGAAGGCCUUCGAUAUUAAUUGAGAACUUGCAAAUAUACCUUUAUAAAAUUUACAAAUCAUGGACCGAUAUGAACACGAUUUUACUAGAUUUUGACAAUGAUUAUUUUGUGUACCGUUCAUUUACCCAUUAUUCUAUCAGUUGUAUCAUUUUAGUAACACAGGCAUUCUCAGUAGCAGAAUUCAUUAACGUCAAUGAUGUUUUGGAUAUGAUUAAAGUCUUUAAAAGGUUUUUAGACAUUAAAAUUUUCUCAGAAAACGAAACCAAUGAACAUGUCUCCAACAGUCAAAGCUUCAAAGACUAUACCAGGGCCUUCUCCUUCCUGACGAUUGUGACUCGUAUCAUGCUUUUGGCGUACGGAGAGUCAUCCAGUACUAAUCUGGAUGUUCUCUCUAAAUAUGUUGAAGAAAACGCCCCAGACUUGAAAGGAAUAAUUGAACUUGUUCUGGAUACAAAUUCUUGUGCCUAUAGGUUUUUAUUAGAACCUGUUCAGAAGUCUGGAUUCCAUUUGACGGUCUCACAAAUGUUGAAGAGAAGACAGUUUCAGGUACCGUCAAUGUCCAAUGAAGAUAAGGAACAAAUAAGACAUAAAACGCAGGAAAAUAUAAAUGUUGGUAAUUCAAGUUCAAAGAUUGGCCCUCCAACUUGUUUAUUAAAUGGUAUUGAAUCGCCGCGAUUGCGAUAUCAUGGUCGGUCAGCACCUUCACCAAUGAGAAACCCAUCAUUACCAGAAUUUGCGCAACUGCCUUCAUUUAGGUCAUUGUCCGUGUCAGAUAUGAUCAAUCCCGAUUACACACAGUCAACCGGCGUUCAAAAUAGUACACAAAUUCAAGCUAAUAAAUUACCCCAAUCAAUCACUGGUCAACAGCAAAUACCAACUCCGAUACAAGUACCAUUUAUGAAUAACGACGACAUGGGUAACGACGACAACAACAACAAUAAUAAUAUUAAUAAUAAUAAUAAUAACAAUAAUAAUAACAGUAAUAAUUUUUCUGCCACAAGCUUCAAUUUGGGAACACUAGAUGAGUUUGUUAAUAACGGUGAUCUUGAAGAUCUGUACAGUAUCCUAUGGAGUGACGUUUAUCCAGACAAUUAA
Messenger RNA from Saccharomyces mikatae IFO 1815, 3210 nucleotides. It is a transcript of the gene PDR1, whose product is annotated as drug-responsive transcription factor PDR1. The record is from RefSeq and is a predicted model, not a curated record. Gene Ontology annotation, molecular function: DNA binding; zinc ion binding; DNA-binding transcription factor activity, RNA polymerase II-specific. NCBI's taxonomy places the organism in Eukaryota, Fungi, Ascomycota, Saccharomycetes, Saccharomycetales, Saccharomycetaceae. Gene Ontology annotation, biological process: DNA-templated transcription; regulation of DNA-templated transcription. The transcript has a single exon. Bases 1 to 3210 code for a protein of 1069 amino acids.